Molecule: messenger RNA, 9141 nt
Organism: Volvox carteri f. nagariensis
Lineage: Eukaryota; Viridiplantae; Chlorophyta; Chlorophyceae; Chlamydomonadales; Volvocaceae
Exons: 11
Coding region: 1-9141 (3046 amino acids)
Molecular function (GO): protein binding
Source: RefSeq, a predicted model, not a curated record
AUGGCUCCACCAACAGUGAGGGCGUCACAGACAUCGGUACCAUCUACGCAACAACGGCAGCAACAACAACAAAUUGACGCGGCGGAAUACUAUGGGCUUUACAAGACCGCGCGGACACUUGCGAGAUCUUACCAGGCCGUGGCUCAUCAGAAGGAUGACCAAGUCAAGGCCUUGACACGUGAAAUGGAGGAACUGAAGCUCAAGCUGCAACAGAUGGAGGCACAGCAGCAGAGGCUGACAGCUAGUUACCCAGGCUGCUUCCGCUACUUCCAUACAGCGCCAGCAUCUGCAGCAACCACAUGCGAUACCGCCGCCGCCGCAUUCACAGGUUCAAAGAGCUUCUGCCACCAUUGGCGGGACCUCCAGCUCUGCGACCGCCUGCAACAUGUCUCCGACGUGUCACUCCCUGCGCCGGCACCAGUGGCGGCUCCGACGCAACUAGUUUACCCGGAGAUGCCGAUGCCGCCGCCGGUGUUAGCGCCUCCGCCGGCUGGGGGACAAAACCUGGCCGGCAUGUUUGUGCGGUCCGCGCGCUCCGCACGUGUAGCCGGCGACGCGUGGAGCGCGCGGUACAGCGAGCCGCAGCCCCCCGGGUUAGAAGACGCCGAGGAUGCCGACACAGCCGACGCCAGCAAGGGCAAGAAGUCCAAAGAGGCCAAGGGAUCCAUCACCAAGGCGUUUAAGAAGCUCAUGUCCAAGAGCUGGCGCGGCGGUCGCGACGAAAACCCGCACAGACAGGAUGCCGGCGAAGGCGGAGGUGGUGCCGCCGCAGUCGCGGGUACCGACAUCCUUGAUCCGCACCAGAACUACCACCAGUACAGCCAGCAGCAACAACAACAUUUGUCGUACCCGCACACCGUGGCUCAUAACUGGGGCCCCAUGGAGCAGGCACCACCGCUGUCCCUUGACUCCCACGACCUGGGUACGGGCCACGGCGUCCAUAACCCAUCUCUAUUGCCGUUUGCAGCUGAGCCGCUUAGUAUGGCGCCGCCGCCGUUGGCGCUGCCUGCGGCGGCCGUCACGGAUAGGUCGCUGGCGGCUCAGCAACAAGCGCUGCGUCCAGGAGUUAAAGGUCCCCUCCAGUCCCAGUCCCAAGUCCAAUCGCCAGGUCGCGUCCUGCAGUUCCAGGGUUCUCUGGGCCGUACCAACCCCCUGAACUCUUCCACGUCGGAGAUAAUCGUCGCACGAAAUGCCCACAGCCAAUCCCAAAUCAGCAGCGCCGGCAUCGGCGUCGCCGCCGCCGCAGCACGCGGCCUCCAUCCGCAGGCGAGUACCAGUACCGGUGCAUCAUCCAUUCUGUUACCGCCCAGCGCCGCUGCACCAUUGCCUUUGGACUCCAGGGCCUCGGCCUUCAGUCACUCCGUUGUCGGCGAUGGUGGCAAUUGGGGAGUCCGGGUUUCACGCUCAGCCAUGGGCCAGUUUGCGCAGCGACUGAAGAAUAGCGUGCCAGCACCCGCGAUGCGGCGGUCAUAUGACGGCUCGAUGGACAUGGCUGCCGCUGCCGUUGCCGGCGUCAGUGGACUGGUCAGCUCCACUGCAUCCGUCCACCAGUCUUGGAGCUCGGAUGGUGCGGCGGCGGCGGCUUGGGCUGUGGCUGGAUCGCACCCCACGGAGCUGCCAAUGCCGCCUUCCGCCAACUCGCUGCGGCCCAACUCGGUAGGCAGGAGCGGCGGAGUCACGACUUCGCUGUCCUCUCUCAAUUUCCGCGCCGCCGCGGCGCAGCUCAACCAUCUGCCACCGCGGCCUGCUGGCCGGGCAACCGCUGUCUCUCCGGCUGCUGCUCCUGCUGGGCCCAAUGUCCUCCCGGGCGGACAUGGUGGCGUGGUGGCUGCUGGCGUCGGCGCUACUGCCAUUGCCGGAAGCGGCCUGACUCACAUGAUAGAGCAGGGCGCUGCUCCCUGGUCAGGUCCGCAAGCCGCCGCGCCUGAGGCAGCGCCUGCAUCCAUUGCCUCCGCGGAGAUAGUCAUCGCCGUCCGCUCGCCGGUAGCCAAUCGCACUGCGCCGGCACAUAUGACGCAGCUCUCGACUCCAGUCAAGAACUUCAUGGCAGACGCUGCAGACGCUGCCAAGUCAACCCUGAAGCCCAAGCCUCCCGCCUCACCUAUCGCUGCUGCCGUUGUUGCUGUUCCGUCAUCGGAGGCAUAUCUGGAGGGUAUCCUUGGCCGUCUGAAGACCCCCAGCGUGCUGCUCACCGCCAGCACUGCUGCACAGCUAGCCGCGGCUGUACAGGCUGACCUUGAUCAAGUUCAGCAGCAGCCGGCCCCUCCGCCACCUCCGCCAUCGCCGCCGCCGCCGCCGACAACGACCGAGAUGGCGGAUGCCGUCGUCGGUGCUGCUGCUGUUGCUUCAGUCAGCGUCCUGCAUCUGACCGCAGACGAGGCCGUGCAGACGGAGAGCCCAGUGAAGGCAUGUGCAUCGCAGCCGGAGCAAGGCACUGCCCCAGCAUCAACAGCCACGUCUAGUUUGACGCCUCAUGGGGGAGAGGACGACACUGUACUACGACGCGACCUGCGGCGCAGCGUGGGCGUGGGGUGGCGGUCAAAGGCCCUGGGCUACAAAAACGCCUUUCCAUCUCCCAGUUUUCAUGAAAAGACGUUGCCACGGGCGUCAAUGUCCGCGGGAAUGCUCCAAUCCCUGGCUUCGCCUCCUCCUUCGCCGCCACCGCCACUCCUGGCCAGGUGCACGGCGAUGGUCGAGGAGUCCCUGCUCGCCGGCACCCCGAUCAGCCCGCAGCAAAAGUCAUCCCAGGCCCAGCUCGAGCCAACUGCUGCCUCCGUGGACUUAGUACCCAUGCCUGCUUCUACCCGUGUCUCCAGGACCGCCCCAGCGUCACCCGCCGUGCCACCUGUAAUGCAGGUUUUGGGCCGUACACCCACACGGGCAUCAUCAUCAUCUGCAGCUGCUGCCGCUGCCGAGCUAUUUGCACUGGACAGUCCUAAGGCCCCGGCUCCGCCGUCGUCACCUCGAGGCCCCGGGGGCGAAGAUGUGGAUGAGCUGGAAGCCGUGGAGCAGCGCGCCGAGGCAGUGUCGCUGCUUCAGUCGUUCAGCCCUCGGGUGCGUGUGGGAACCCGGGCCGCUGCGGACAAGACGGAACAAAGCUUCACAAACAAAAGUGAACAAAGGGCGGCUGGAGGAGGCGGCGGAGGCGGAAGCCAAGGCGGCAGCGAGGACGCGAAAGCGGCAGGAGCAGCGGCAUUCGCGACCGCUACAAAAGGAUCACGCGUGGGCGACAUCAUCACCAGCAUCGGCACUGAAGCUGCCGAGAACGUUACUGGCGGUGCCAAGGGCGGCAUUGUCGAGCCAGCGGAGCCGCAACAGCCGCAGAUGAUGCGGCGGAUGGACAUGAUAGGGGAAGGGGGACGGCGGAUCGCAGUUCAUAACGACAAGAAGGUGGUUGAGGCUGUAGGGGCAACCAAGACCAAGGCCUUGCCUACUACCAAGACGACCGCCACUGCAACAGUCAACGAGAUCGUUACAACAACGUUGACGGCAACCAUUAUUACCACGGGACAUGUUCCCUCGACAGACCUGGAUUGCCAGCCUGACGGCGAAGGUGGCACGGUGGGUGCGCUCUGGCUGGCAGCGCCAGUCAGCGCCCGUACGGUCGCCGCUUCCGUAUCCGUCAAGCCUGCCCGCGGCUACGGCGGUCGUUACGCUGCCACAGUUGCGGAGUGCGAUAGCAGCAGCAACCCGAGCACCAGUCGCAGCGGCGCCUGCUCAACGGAGCCGUCGCCACGCCGCCAGCAUCCCACACACGACACACAAUUCCGGACGCACGACCCCAGUGACACUAAAGUAGCUGGCUGCCCGGGCGCUGACGGCAGUGCCACUCUGGCACUUGCCUCAGCGAAGCUCUCCGACGUCCGCAAGACUGUGUCCAGUAGCGGAGUGACACACGAAACGGUUUCCGCGGCACCUAUUAGCAGCCGCACUGGCACUCUACUACACGUUGCUGACGUGGCGCUGUCAGAUUACCCGAGUGCCCGGUCCAACCCCAGCGCGUCGGCGCGACUGCGUGAGCGUGAGGGUGUUAGCAACGCGCACUCGGGCGGUGCGACGCCCUCCUCCUGCCGCCAGAUUUCCCUGGCUGUGGCGCCGUCGCCGUCUCCACCUGUCAGUGCCAGCGACAGCUCUGCCGGUAGCUGGGAUCCCGUGCCCAGCAGCCAGCGCGGCAGCAGCGGCUGUGCUGCGCCCCGUAGAGGCAUAGUGCCUUCAUCGUUGGCGGCAUCGGCGGCAACGGCUACGGGGCCGACGCCUGCGGAAAUAUCUCAGGCCGCCGGCGUGGCGUCGGGGAUCCGGCACCAGCAACUCCCCGCAUCGAGCUCGCGACCCGAUGGGGGAUCGGCAAUGGGUGCACAGCCGCCGCCUCAGCAUUUGCUGCUGCUCGACAGCAGCACCGGCGGCGUCACUCCUGCCGCCCUGCGUCUGCAGCAGAACCUCACGGAGGCGGCGAACUCUGUCUUGGAGCCCAUUGCUGCACGGAAGCGCGGCGCCGUGCGGCGGCGCUCUCUAGCGGCCGGGUUGGACGCGGCGGGCGAUGCGAUGAAGGAACCGGCCUCGGCUGUCGGCGGGGCUUCCGCAGCAACAGCGGCGGCGGGGGCAACGCAUGAGUUGAGCCUGCUUGCGCCCCGAAACCGCCACCGCCGCUGGUGGUCGCAAGGCGACAGCGAAAACUUAAGAGAAGAUGUGCCAUCAGCCGUGGCUGACGAGCUGCCCGCCCGUACCACGGUGUCCACAUCCAUAGAUGCUGCCCCUGUGGCGGGUACAUCCGCCGCCGCGGGCAAUAUCGUACCUACCGUCGUGAGCAGCCAUUGCAGCGAUGGGCAAGCGGUAUCUAGGAGGGUCACGACGGCUAUGGACAUUAAACCGGCGACCUCCGCGAGCCUUGAGUUCGUUCUGACGGAGUGCCAGCGGCAUCACGCCGCGUCUGUAAUCCAGUCGAGCUGGCGCGACGCCCGUGCCGUACGAUCGGUAGGCGCGGGCGCCGAAGGGUUGCUGGCGGCGGCCUCCAAGGCGGACAAGGCGCGCUCUGUGCAAAGACAGCACCUGGAACAGCUGCAGCAGCGGCAACAACAGCUGCAGAAGCGGCAGCAUGCCCGACUGCAACACAGCAAGUCCGCAAUGACGAUUCAGAGGGCUUGGAGGGCGUACAUGGCCGCCAAGGCUGCGGCGAAGCGCGAGGAGCACCGGCGGCAGGAACCCGUGCACCAAGGCCCCGGCCUCUCCCCAUCGGCCGCUACCCCGGUACUGGUCCUGCUGCCGCUCUCUCAGCAGCAGCCGGUGUGCGUACGUCUGCCGUCGGCCCGUAUGUGCAGCAGCGGCGGCCUGAAGCGCCGCCUUUUCCAGCCGGUGACCUACUCCCUGGAUGGUAUGGGCCGCGGCCCACUGCUCGACGCCUCGGAGCGGCUGCGGCUGCUUCGCGGCAGUAUGAGCCAGAGCGAGGGCGGCUGGUCGGGGUCUGUGAACGAGUCAACGGCAAUGGACGCGCAGCAGCCGGAAUGCAGGCGACGCAGCGCCAGCGCUGGAGGCGCCUCGCCUGCACUGGAUGCGCCUUUCCCACAACCAGCGUUCAUGUUGCCAGACAACGCCGACGAUGAUAUUGGUGACGUGGCCGGACCAGUCCCCGUCAAGUCGGCCCCUAUGGCUGCAGUCAGAGCUGCAAUCCUUCCCCCCGCUGGCCCUGCCGUGGGCGGCCUCUUGGCCACUGCUGCAGCGGCAAUCACAGCCGGUUCUUCUGCAAUGCCAGUAGCUGCUGCUGCUCCUGCCGCUGGCACCUCCACGCCCGUUACACGGUCGCCAGCACCACCAGCACCACCACCGCAGCCGCCGCCGCCACCGCCGCAACCAGCCCAUCAGCAACAGCAGGUUCGCGCCAGCCUCGACCUCUUGAGCAUGGAAACUGCAGCCGCGGCGCUGCCACUGCCUGAAGCCAACAGCGACUACUCAUCCGCCGCGACGCAGUCCUGGCCUGCUGGCCUCAAGAUCAGCUGUCCACCUCGGCCCCACUCUGAAUCCACCGCCGGCGUAGUGGCCCUUGCCUCCGCAGCAUCGCCCAGCACACAGCCCACGACGGCCAAUUCACCAAUGCCACCCAACCCCCUCGCCAGUCCCACGUUUUUGUUCUGUGGCGACGUCGUAACUCGCGCCGGCGCUGUGCACUCGGACUUAAUCCACGGUCGCACUCGCAGCCGCGUCCACAGCAGCUGCGGAUCUGACAUUCGAACCGUUGAUGAUCACGACGGUGACGACGGCGUCCGGGACCGGCCCAUGGGUCGAGGUGGCGUCAGUCUCAUCAGCGCUAGCUGGGACGGUGGUCGCAUGCUCCUGGAGCGCUCCGGCCCUUCCCUGGACCCCAAGAGUGCUGUACGACGGAGCUACGGCGACGGCAGCAAUAACAAUGCCGCUGGCGGCGGUUUCAUGGACAGCCUACGUGGGAUCCGCACGGAUGUGACGCUGCUGGCCCAGCUGGCCGGCGCAGCCAUGAACAGCUGCCUGUCUUCCUCACCAGCACGGGCGCAGCAGCACACACCGAAGCAUCAGCCGGCACCGCUUCCACCGCGGCAGCCACCUGCUCCUUCGCCGCCAUCUCAGGGCCUUGCCGCGGCCACGACCAUGACCGCGAGCAUCACAGCAACAGUCACCUCCACAGCUGCUGCCAUUCCCAAAUAUGCUGGAGCUGAUACCCUGCCGACGGGGUUAGUAGUUAGCAGGCAGCCUCCCUUGAACACGGCCAUCAGCCCGCUGGGAGUACCUCUCGACAGCUUUUGCCGGAUCGGCACCGAAGAGGAGUUGGCUGAGUUUGAGGCCAUCGAGGCGGCUGUAGCAGCAGCCGGAAGCAGAAGUGGAAGCGACAGGAGCGACGCCUUGCCCGCAGGGCCGCCCGCGGUGGGGUUGUCUGCAGCACGAGCGUUAGCUACGGAAUUCACCGGCGAUGAUGAUGACGAAGCCCCCAUCACGUCUUCACGCUGCCUUACCACCACGCCGCCCACAUCUCGCCUGCUAAGCUGCAGCAGCAGCAACGACGAGGGUGACGAUGACGAUGACCGGCUUAUGCUGCGCAUCGAGCAAUGCGAGUUGUCAUCAAAUCCCGCACCUGCCACUGCUCCGCUGGAGGCGCAGGAGGUUGUACAGGAAAGGGACUUCGUUGGUCGCGAGGAGAACAAUGACGGAAGCCUCAGCCCGCUUCGUCAAACGCAGGCUUCCGAUCGCACGCCGCAGGCGUACAGCACUAGCUGCCUGGCUGCCGGUAUUGGCAGUCCACCGUCGAUAAGUACUGCCACCACCACCACGACGGGCGGAGAUGCGGAUAAGCUGUUGGGUGUUGGCAAUGCGCCCAGUCCAGUCCGCUGGCACACUUCGGAGCUGUGGGAAAUAGCGCACCUGCACCCGCACACCCCGACACCGCUGAGCGCGUCCCACCGCUUCGAUGACGUCCUUACUUGCGCUCCUCCGCCUCCGACACCGUCGACGCCGCCACCACUGCAGACGGCGGCGGCGGCGGCGGCUAGCACGACCCAACCGCUGGCGACUGCAUCUAUGAGACUGCACGUCCUAUCCGGCGAUACCGUCAAUAGACUGAAGCUUCGGGCUGCAGAGCCCGCACCACUGCAUUCCAGUCCCACCCUCUCCGCGGCUUCAGGGCAGUGCCAGGUAGCGGCGAUGCCAGCCACAACUAAGGGCAUCGCAGCUGUCGCGACAACAGUGACAGGCGCCACAACUGCUGUUGCCAAGACCACAGCCGCCGCUGCUGCUUUAACUACCCCUGCAGCUGCCGCGAAAUCAAUUCCCGCUGCGGCUGCCUCAGCAACCGCUGCAACUGCCAAGCCUGGCGGCACAACAUCCUCCCUCCGCAGCAGCCUGAGCAAGAUUCCAUCACUGAAUACCAGCGCAUUGUCGGGCUCUGCUGCGUGCCAGUCGGAAUCACGGGCUCAGUCACAAUCGGCGCGCUCCUCUACAACCAGGGAUGCAUCGACCCCGUUGCAACCGCAGCCUCAGCAGUCGCAGCCAAGCUCUGCGAGUGGCGCCAUGCCUAUCUCCGCUGCGCAGUCCACCGCCACCACCACCACCACAUCCGCCACCACGCUCAAGGGUAUCGCGCGCUCCGAUUCGCAAAGCCGCGCAGUUCUGACGGAGGCCACCAACAGUAUUGCGAUCGCUGCCACCCAAGCGGCGACGAUGGCAGCCGCCACUGCCGCCGCCGCCGCUGUGUUGUCGCCCUCCUUGAAAACACAGCGCCUUAUUAGCUCAUCUUCCAGCAGUGGCAGCAGCAACUGUAGCAGCAGGAGCGGCGAGACCACCGCCACGAGCGUCAACCCUACGUCGUACGAUAGCGCCACGGCGGUGGCGUACAUCUUCCCCAAGUCAUCCAUCAACAAGGGCGAUACACCGGCGGCUCCGGUCGCUGCUGGCGCUGCCACUGCCUCGACUGCCGACGGCCCCGCGGCCCUAGACAGGCGCUCCUCCGCGGUGGUCGGGAUGCUGUGUCCUGCACCCAGCGGUACUGCUGCUGCUGCCGCCGCCGCCGCCAUGCUGCCAGUUGCGCCCGCUGCCAUCGGCAGCAGCGGCGUAUGCUCCCACCAGGAGCGUCGCCGCUACGCGAGCAGCCCUAGCAUGAUCAGCGCACGUAUGACAAGCCCGAUGCUGGACGGCGACAGCGACGCCUCGCCGCGUCUGGGCCUCCCGCCGCACAACACCCUAUACCCCUCUGCUGCGCCACGCCGGUUAUCAACCGGCUCUGCCACUGCCAGCUCGGAGGGCUCGUCGCCCCGCUACGCCGGCAUAUCUUCCAAGCUGCCGCACGCCUUAUCGUACUAUCAGAACCCCUACUUUGACAUCGGCAACGGCAGCGGCGGUAACUCCAUGGCCGCCCAGGCAAGGGGGCUUUGCCACCGCCGUUCCUCUUCUUCCCCGGGAUCACUGGAGGACAUGUCCCAGGGGGCCACGGAAAGCGGCGUUGCGGCGGCGGCGGUGCUUUCAGGUGGACUGGCUGCGGCGGCCGCGGGAUCAGCUGGGGUGGAUUCAGCAGCUGCGCUUUGCCACAGCAGCUUUGCGGGCAGCAAGCGGCAGCAGGCAGACGCGGAGGCCUUCUCUCUGUAUGGCGGCCUGGCCCUGUCGUAUGAGAGCAGCGAUAGCGAGCUUUGA